Molecule: messenger RNA, 1178 nt
Organism: Dermacentor andersoni
Lineage: Eukaryota; Metazoa; Arthropoda; Arachnida; Ixodida; Ixodidae
Source: RefSeq, a predicted model, not a curated record
AUGGAGUCAGACCUCAUCCGCCGCAAGAUUGAAGCGCUAAACAAGACGGUGCGUGACUACUACGAGAGUGGUGCUGACCAGGAGCAGACAUUGCGAGAAAACGUGGAAGCCUUCAAGAGGUGGCGGUUGCUGUACCAGGUCCUUGUGAAUGUGACCAAAAGGCAACUGAGCACAACUCUUCUUGGAAAAUCGGUGAGCAUGCCCUUCGGCAUUGCGCCGUCGGCCAUGCAGAAGAUGGCACACCCUGACGGCGAGAAUGGCACAGCUGCGGCCUCCGGAGCAGCCGGUACGGUGAUGAUCUUGAGCACCCUGAGCUCGACAUCCGUAGAAGAAGUCAGAAAAGCCGCGCCAAGCGCCACGCUCUGGUUGCAGCUGUACGUCUUCAAGAACCGGACCGUCACGCUGGAACUCCUACGCCGAGCUCAGGCCGCAAACUUCUCGGCAGUCGUGUUAACGGUGGACGCUCCGACAUGGGGACAAAGGAUCGUAGACGUCCGCAACGCCUUUAUUAUACCCGAAGGGAUCACGUUGGGUAAUUUCGACGACACCGUUUACGCCAACUUCAAUAUGACGAAUGUCACCAGCGGCUCCGGCCUCACCAAGUACACAAACGACUUCUUCGACCAGUCACUGACGUGGCAGGAUGUUAGUUGGCUCAAGAAUGUCACAACGCUACCCGUAGUACUCAAAGGAAUCAUAACCGCAGAGGACGCCCAGCUUGCGGUGGAGUAUAACGCCAGUGCCAUUCUUGUGUCCAACCAUGGAGGUCGGCAGCUGGAUGGAGCACCGGCCACUAUCGAGGCAUUGUCAGCGAUCGUGAAAGCCGUAGGGAACAAAACGGAGAUCUACCUAGACGGCGGCGUGCGGACCGGGACUGACGUCCUCAAGGCGCUUGCCCUCGGUGCCAAAGCUGUGUUCGUCGGCAGGCCUGCGCUCUGGGGACUUGCCUACAACGGAACCGUGGGUGUCAAGAAAAUGCUGGACAUCCUCACGACGGAACUUGACAGGGCUCUCGCAUUAAUGGGUCACUCGUGCGUGGGCGCUCUUCGGCCAAAAGACUUGAUUCGCCAGGAGCGCUAUGGCCUUCUAUAGAACAGGCUGUUGAGAGUGCGAGCUCUCCUAGGAAAUGUAAUAGUUUACGCAAUAAAUAUGAAAUACUGUGCAAUAUAGGCGCUAAA